ACUGGUCUCGUCUCCUCCUCCUCCAGAGGGAACUUCGGACUCCCGUCUGUGGCCUCUUGCUGUACCUUUCAGAGGGUCCUCCCCUCCACCCCGGUCGCCGAGAGGAUGUGAGCUCUGGAAUGGAGUUUGUUCAACUUUGGGGUUUCAGUUCCUUUCACAGACUGUCUCUGUCAGACAGGACAGUGUGACCGGCCCCAGGCUCACCCAGGUUAAACUUAGAAGGGGGGGCAGCCGGCCUUUUGGGUCCUCCACCAUGUUCCUGCUGCUGCCUUUUGACAGUCUGGUGGUCAACCUCCUUGGCAUCUCCCUGACCGUCCUGUUUACCCUCCUUCUGGUGUUCAUCAUCGUCCCAGCCAUCUUCGGGGUCUCCUUCGGUAUUCGAAAGCUCUACAUGAAGACGUUGUUAAAAAUCUUUGCGUGGGCUACCCUGAGAAUGGAGAGAGGAGCCAAGGAGAAGAACCAUCCUCUCUACAAGCCCUACACCAACGGCAUCAUCGCGAAAGACCCCACUUCCCUAGAAGAGGAGAUUAAGGAAAUCCGCAGAAGCGGGAGCAGCAAGUCCCUGGAUAACCCCGAGUUUGAGCUCUCGGACAUUUUCUACUUCUGCCGGAAGGGGAUGGAGACCAUCAUGGACGAUGAAGUGACAAAGAGAUUCUCAGCCGAAGAGCUCGAGUCCUGGAACCUGCUGAGCCGAACCAAUUACAACUUCCAGUACAUUAGCCUGAGGCUCACGGUCCUGUGGGGCUUGGGAGUGCUCAUCCGCUACUGCUUCCUCCUGCCCCUCAGGAUAGCCCUUGCCUUCACGGGGAUCAGCCUUCUGGUGGUGGGCACAACCAUGGUGGGAUAUUUGCCAAAUGGCAGGUUUAAGGAGUUCCUGAGUAAGCACGUUCACCUGAUGUGCUACCGGAUCUGCGUGCGAGCACUGACAGCCAUCAUCACCUAUCACGACAGAGAAAACAGACCACGGAACGGAGGCAUCUGCGUGGCCAACCAUACCUCCCCCAUUGAUGUGAUCAUUCUGGCCAGCGACGGCUACUAUGCCAUGGUGGGCCAAAUUCACGGAGGCCUGAUGGGUGUGAUCCAGAGAGCCAUGGUGAAGGCCUGCCCGCACGUAUGGUUUGAGCGCUCCGAGGCGAAAGAUCGCAAUCUGGUGGCUAAAAGGCUGACUGAGCAUGUGCAAGAUAAAAGCAAACUUCCAAUCCUUAUUUUCCCUGAGGGAACCUGCAUCAACAACACGUCAGUGAUGAUGUUCAAAAAGGGAAGUUUUGAAAUUGGAGCCACCGUGUACCCUGUAGCCAUCAAGUACGACCCUCAGUUUGGAGAUGCUUUCUGGAACAGCAGCAAGUAUGGAAUGGUGACGUAUCUCCUGAGAAUGAUGACCAGCUGGGCCAUUGUCUGCAGCGUGUGGUACCUGCCCCCCAUGAUUAGAGAGGCAGAUGAAGAUGCUGUCCAGUUUGCCAACAGGGUGAAGUCAGCCAUUGCCAGGCAGGGAGGACUUGUGGACCUGCUGUGGGACGGCGGUCUGAAGAGGGAGAAAGUGAAAGACACGUUCAAGGAGGAGCAGCAGAAGAUCUACAGCAAGAUGAUUGUGGGGAACCACGAGGACCGGAGUCGUUCCUGAAUCCUCACCUCGGGUCGCCAGCUGGGGCUGGCUUGGAGCCGCCACCCCGAAAAGUUCUCCACCAGAGCCAGCCAGAAUGGUUGCCGCCACCGCUGCUACCGCCACCGCACCCUCCCAGACUCUGGAGUCAGCCAGAGCCGCUCUCCAAUCAUUGUACUCCAGAGUCUCCAGAGCCGCCUCUGGGUAUUUUGGGGCUGUGGCGUCGUCGGAUCACCGGCUGCCUGGAGUGAGUGCUGCUGGGGUUUUUCUCCCAAGGAAGAGAUGCCUUCUAAUUUCUGUUACAGCGAGGUCCUGUGCGGGAAUGACAUUAAAAAGAACUCUACAGUUGUGCAAUGUGU
Messenger RNA from Tachyglossus aculeatus (Australian echidna), 1959 nucleotides. It is a transcript of the gene GPAT4, whose product is annotated as glycerol-3-phosphate acyltransferase 4. The transcript has 12 exons. NCBI's taxonomy places the organism in Eukaryota, Metazoa, Chordata, Mammalia, Monotremata, Tachyglossidae. Gene Ontology annotation, biological process: triglyceride biosynthetic process. Gene Ontology annotation, molecular function: glycerol-3-phosphate O-acyltransferase activity. The record is from RefSeq and is a predicted model, not a curated record. Gene Ontology annotation, cellular component: endoplasmic reticulum. Bases 254 to 1621 code for a protein of 455 amino acids.